UUACACGCGCUGCGCUCGCUUCCCCGUGUCAGGAUUUGUCACGUGUCUAUACCGUUUAUUCCUCACUGAUUACCGGAGACUUUGUGCACUUCUUCUCUACAGUCACUUAUCUCCCGAUCCCCGCGCGGCUGUAACUGUAAGGAGCGCGAUGUUGUCCGCGGUACCGAAACGUUUGCUCAUGCGCAGGUCCCGCAGUCUGUCACCCUGUCGCCUCCUCCACACCGACCCCGGGCAAGCUAAUGUGCGCCGUCCUAAUGUGGACGACCUUCAAGCUUCUGUGAGGAGGAAUCCGGGGAUUUUCGCGUCCUGCGCCUCCAGAAAGUGUACGUUAAUGAGGGAGCGCGAGGAAGCGUGUAACAAUACCGGGAACCUUCAUGCGCAGUACCGGCAGUUAGCCAGCAGGUGGCGCACGAGCCUGGAAAGUCGGAGGAGCUCGUGGGCGGCGCUGGUCACCGCGGGACACACCGGGUCUUACCGGGAGGAGAGGGGGGGCCAGAACACCGGGGAGGGGCAGAACACCGGGUCCAGGGGAUGGAGAGGAGCAGCUUCAGCAGGAGUUCUGUCCACUGGCGCCUUGGUCUUCUGCUUCAACAAAGACAACAACAAAAACACUGCUGAGGCUCUUCUGAACGCAGCCAGAUCCAACAAUGCAGAGGAGAUGAAAAGGUUGCUAGCAGAUGGAGUUGAUCCAAAUACUCGUCAUCAUCUCGGUUGGACUGCUCUAAUGGUUGCCUCCAUGAACGGACAGCACAAUGUGGUGAAGGUUCUGUUGGAGUCCGGUGCUGAUCCGAACCUCGGAGACGACUUCAGCAGUGUUUACGGAACAGCACGUGAUAAAGGCAUACACUCGCUGGAGGUGUUGGUGACGAGGGAGGAUGAGUUCAGUAAUCGCCUCAGCGCUCGGGCUAGUUUCCGUGGUUGCACACCACUUCAUUACGCUGUCCUCGCUGAUGACCUCCGCACUGUGCGCAUGCUCCUCGAUGCAGGUGCGAACCCCCUGCAGGUGAAUGAGUUGGGACACACUCCACUGUCUUAUGCUAAAGAGGGAGAGAUGCACACACUGCUGAAGGAGCGUGAGGAAAAGUUUAAGGAAGAACAGAAGCAGAGGGAGGUGGAGGAGAGGAGGAGGUUUCCUCUGGAGUACAGACUAAAGGAGCACAUCAUCGGCCAGGAGGGGGCCAUCGCUACUGUCGCCUCAGCUAUCAGGAGGAAGGAGAAUGGCUGGUAUGAUGAAGAACAUCCCCUUGUCUUCCUCUUCCUCGGCUCUUCAGGAAUUGGUAAAACGGAAUUGGCAAAGCAGGUGGCUCGUUACAUUCACAAAGACAUUAAAAAGGGUUUCAUCAGAAUGGACAUGUCAGAGUUCCAGGAGAAACACGAGGUGGCUAAAUUUAUCGGUUCUCCACCGGGGUAUGUCGGUCAUGAGGAAGGCGGUCAGCUCACUAAACUGCUGAAGCAGUGUCCGAACGCUGUAGUGCUCUUUGAUGAGGUGGAUAAAGCACAUCCUGACGUCCUCACCAUCAUGCUGCAGCUUUUUGAUGAGGGACGUCUGACAGAUGGGAAAGGGAAAACCAUUGAAUGCAAGGAUGCCAUCUUCAUAAUGACCUCCAAUGUGGCAAGUGAUGAAAUUGCCCAGCAUGCGAUACAGCUCAGACAGGAAGCUCAGGAGCAGAGUCGCCGCCGUCUGGCAGACAGUCUGGAUGAAGUCCAGCAGAGUGAGAAGAUUACCAUCUCUAAGAAGUUUAAAGAGGAAGUGAUUCGCCCCAUACUGAAGGCCCAGUUCAGACGGGAUGAAUUUCUGGGACGAAUUAGCGAAAUCGUUUACUUUUUGCCUUUCUGCCACUCUGAGCUCAUUCAGCUCGUCAGCAAAGAGCUCAACUACUGGGCCAAAAAGGCCAAACAGAGGCACGACAUCACCCUGCUGUGGGAGCGAGGCGUGCUGGACCUGCUGACUCGAGGAUACAACCUUCACUAUGGCGCUCGCUCCAUCAAACAUGAGGUGGAGCGUCGGGUGGUGAACCAGUUAGCAGCAGCAUACGAGCAGGAGCUCCUCCCUGAAGGCUGUACACUCCGCCUCACUGUGGAUGGAGAACUGCGAGACGAGGAGGAGGAACAAGGGAGUCCAUCUCUCCGCCUGGAGAUAGUGGAUAAAGACAGCAAAACACGAAAGCUGGAAAUUCGUCAACCACAAAACCCAGAGCAGGUGGCAUACAGGCGCUAACUAACCUCCUGUUUAACACCUGCUAACCUCCUGUUAAACACCCACUUACUUCCUGUUAUUCAACCGGCAGUGCUAACCUCCUGUUAAACACUUGCUAACCUCUUGUUAAACACCCGCAAACCUCCUGUUAAAAACCCGCCAGUGCUCUCCUCCCGUUAAACACCCGCUAACCUCCUGUUAAACACCCACUAACCUCCUGUUAAUCAACCGCCAGUGCUAACCUCCUGUUAAACACCCGCUAACCUCCUGUUUAACACCCGCUAACCUCUUGUUAAACACCCGCUAACCUCCUGUUUAACACCCGCUAACCUCCUGUAAACACCCACUAACCUCCUGUUAAAUGCCCACUAACCUCCUGUUAAACACCCGCUAACCUCUCAUUAAAAACUUGCUCACUUCCUGUAAACACCCGCUAACCUCCUGUAAACACCCACUAACCUCCUGUUAAACACCCGCUCACCUUCUGCUGAUCUCCUGAGUGAUGAAUCUAUAUCGUUGUUAUUCCUGAUGAAGAGACUCGUCCUGGAAGCACCACCAUGCUGGACAUUAAAUACACUGCUUCUGAAAGGUCCACGUUUCUCUUCAGACCAAAGGACAGUUCUGGAUUUUUCAGAACCAAGGAAAUUCUGCACAACUGAUACAGCAUUGCUUCAUACUUUGGGUAUUUAAAUCUUCAUCAUCUGUGUGUCACUGCAGACACAAAAACAUGCCAAAUAAAUAAAAAUGUACAAAAAUAUGACUUAAAAAUAAAAUAUCCGAAAAUAAUAUUUAUUCAAUAAACAUGAAAACUUUUUUUUAUUAUGAUUUGGUUUUAAAUAAACACAUAUGAAAGUGCUGAUAGACAUUUUAUUAACAUCACUAAAGUACAUGAAAUCACAUUUACUAAUAAAACUAAAUAAUAAUAAUAAUAAUCUCAUACUUUAUUUAUCUCAAGCAUUUAUUACCACAUGUUGCAUCACUAAUAGGACAUUUAUUUAAGAUCAGUUACAAUUAAUAUUUACAGUUUUAUUGGGAAAGUCAAUAAAUAAUAGUGAGUCAUUAAUUUAACAAAUGGAAAUAUUUCAGCUUAAAAGCUGCAGUUAAAUAAAUUCAGUGUAGAAGGAAACUGAACUACUGCUUUAAAAAGUUAUUCAAAAAAGAGAUAGCUAACUAUAAGAGAUAGCAAGAUAACUAUUCAUUGUAACUGUAUAAACUAUAGUGUGUGUGUGUGAAAAUGGAGCUGUAUAGAAUUAAAUUUAAAUGAAUGAAUCUGCAUGUGUUUUGUCUUUCUGGUCCAUUAAAACAGAAUAAAUUUCAUGAAUCCUA
This is a messenger RNA of Tachysurus vachellii, 3523 nucleotides long. RefSeq names its product ClpB family mitochondrial disaggregase (gene clpb). Lineage: Eukaryota; Metazoa; Chordata; Actinopteri; Siluriformes; Bagridae. Gene Ontology annotation, cellular component: mitochondrion; cytoplasm. Gene Ontology annotation, biological process: cellular response to heat. Gene Ontology annotation, molecular function: ATP hydrolysis activity; ATP binding; protein binding. The transcript has 17 exons. Bases 149 to 2218 code for a protein of 689 amino acids. The record is from RefSeq and is a predicted model, not a curated record.